Molecule: messenger RNA, 1564 nt
Organism: Bemisia tabaci
Lineage: Eukaryota; Metazoa; Arthropoda; Insecta; Hemiptera; Aleyrodidae
Source: RefSeq, a predicted model, not a curated record
AAAUUUUUAGCAACGCUUAACGUUUUAAACUUUGGUGCACGUCACCAAUAAACUUCAUAAUUCUUUUUUUCAGAACUAUCAGCUAUGCGGCAGAAAUUGACGUGCCUCAUCUGCGGUAACUUGUACAAAAAUGAAGCCUUUUUACAAGUUCAUCGUAAGACCCAUGAAACUGAAGGGAAUUAUUGUGAACUUUGCGGAAGGAUCUUUCACCUCAGGUCUACCCUCCAGUGGCACAUUCGAAACGAGCAUGAUAUUAUUUCCUCCCGAUUCUUUUUUUCAGAGCAAGUGGAUACAGUCAUUGAACAUGGUGGUAUGAGAAAUUUUUCAUGCUCUGACUGUGGAGCAUGCUACAAAAAUGCGGACAGUUUGCGUGCCCAUCGAAAAACCCAUACGGGUGAAACUUACUGUCAACUCUGCAGAAAGACCCUGUCAACGAGGUUCAAUCUCCGGAUGCACAUGAUCAGUGCUCACAAAAUAUGCCUAAAGUGAUGCUUUGUUUUGGAAAAGUUUCGACCAUCACCAUUGUUCUUAUCAUUUGUUUCUAAACUACAUUAAAACACUCAGUUAUGUUUGGUGAGAGUUGGAAUGGGUUCGUUACCUACAUAUGCAGAGAUAAAAAUGAGUCCUUCUUUAUUUAUUUAAAAAAAUUUAUUUAUUUGUUUCCAGGGGUAAUUUCCCUUUAAUUCUUUGCGAAAACUUCACAGUGCCCCCUGAGAAUGAUUUCCCUGUCAUACAUAAAAGCUUAUUUUGUAACCGAAAAAAGAAAAAAAAAUUGGCGAUGAUUUGUUUUCUGAUUGACGUUUUUAAUCAUUUUAAAAGUAAUUAUUAUUCAUACAAUGAUUGAAUUCUGUAUUUUUCUAGAAUUACUUUUUUCAUUCCUCUUUUUUGCUCUUCACAUUCAAUGUAAGUUAUUUCAUCAGGUGUAGCUUGUUUAAAGUUAUUCUUUUAAAUAUGAAUGAGGAAUUUGACCAUCUUUGUGUGGUAAAGCUCUUUCCUUGUUUUAAGCGCUCAGCUGAUAGGGAGCGCUUAUUGAUUUCAACCUUUCUUUAGAAUUCUAGUAUACUAGUGGCAAUGUUAUCAAAUGGUGCACCGGCUCAUUUGGAUCGCACCGGAUAAGGGCCUCACAUACUUAGAAUAGACUAAUGUGUGAUACCUUUAUUUAAUGCUUCUGAUAUCGAACCAUGGAGGACAGUAUAAUCUUUUUUCUAUAAUUUAUUGGUUUAAUGGUAGGGUAGUUUUCUCAAAAUUGAUCUUUGAAAUUUUCAUAUCGGCGAGUUUUUUUCUCAUUGGUACUCAUCUUCUUCGGGGAACUUAAAAACGCGCAUACAUAGAAAAUGUUGUUAUGGUAAUGCUGUGAUUGCAAAAAUUAAUACGUCUCUUACCAGCUGAGUUCUUUUUAGAUUUUUUCACAACCUCCGAUGCGCCAUCAAUUGAUAAAAAUUGUAAUUUUCACAUUAAACGCAGACUGACAGCUGAGCGCUUCUCUCAUAACAAUGUAUAGAACUUUCUUGCUUGUUUUGUGUAUUAUUUUGAAGAAUACAGACCAACAAUUUUACAAAGCAAA